This is a messenger RNA of Conger conger (European conger), 2920 nucleotides long. It is a transcript of the gene scarf1, whose product is annotated as scavenger receptor class F, member 1. Lineage: Eukaryota; Metazoa; Chordata; Actinopteri; Anguilliformes; Congridae. Gene Ontology annotation, molecular function: scavenger receptor activity. The record is from RefSeq and is a predicted model, not a curated record.
AGAGAGAGAGAGAGAGAGAGAGCCGGAGGGACCUGUCUGUCCUGGCUGAGUUUUGGGGAUCUGGCCUGGGCUGAGAUUUGGGGAGCUGGUCCUGUCCGGAUCUCGGAGCAGUGAAAUGGGUCUCCGUGCGAUCGGGGUCCGGUUCGGGCUGCUGCUCUGCUGCUGUGCGAGGCUGGACCCAGCGGGGCUCAACGUGUGCCAGGACCUCAGAGACCCCAGAACACCAGUCUGCUGCUCAGGAUGGAGACAACAGGGAAAUAACUGCACUGUCCCGGUGUGUGAGGGUGAGAGAGCGUGUCAGCAGGAUGAGAUCUGUGUCUACCCUGGCCUGUGUCGCUGUAAACACGGCUUCUUCGGCGCCCACUGUAGGACACGGUGCCCUGAAGAAUUCUGGGGACCGGACUGCCGGGAGCUGUGCCCCUGCCACCCUCACGGGCGCUGUGAGGCGGAGACGGGGGUGUGCUCCUGCCUGCCGGGGCGCUGGGGGGACGCCUGCCAGAACGCCUGCAAGUGCAGCCGGCACGGGCGCUGCGACGCCCGGCACGGGAACUGCACCUGCGACCCGGGCUGGUGGAGCCCCACCUGCGGCAAGGCCUGCCAGUGCCACCGCGACGGGUCCACCUGCGACCCCCUCACGGGCCGCUGCCUCUGCAAGCCCCUCUUCUGGGGCCAGAAGUGCACCCUGCGCUGCCACUGCUUCCUCUCGCCCUGCCUGCAGCGCUCCGGCGCCUGCCUGUGCCAGCACGGCUGGUGGGGCCCCAGCUGCGACCGCCACUGCAACUGCCACCUGCAGCACAGCGACUGCGACCCGGCCAGUGGGGACUGCCUCUGCCAGCCCGGCUACCAGAGCCCCUUCUGCAACCAGCCCUGCCCCGCCGGCCACUACGGACACGGCUGCCAGGAGGAGUGUGGGCGCUGUAGAGAGGGGCAGCCCUGCUCUGUGGUGGAUGGGUACUGUGCUGCCUGUGAUCCCGGCUGGAACGGCACGCGCUGUGACCAGCCCUGCCCACCGGGUUACUAUGGACACCUCUGCCAGGAGCCCUGCCCUCACUGCCGGGCUGGAGAGCCCUGUGCACCGGAGACAGGAACCUGCUCUCACUGUGACCCCGGCUGGACCGGUCCAAGGUGUGAUGAGCGCUGCCUAAACGGGACGUUUGGGGACCGCUGCCAGUUCCAGUGCCCUACCUGCAUUCGCGGAGACUGCGAUCAUGUGACAGGAAGCUGUGUGUGCCAGCCUGGGUUUGAGGGAGAAAGCUGUAACAGCACGUGUCCGGAACACACGUUUGGUCAGAACUGCUCCUUGUCGUGUGACUGCGGAGAACAUGGAUGCCAUCAUGCCAGUGGAGUGUGUAACUAUGGGGGCCGGGAGGCUCUGAUCACAGGUCUGCUUGUACCGCUGAUCCUGGUGCUGCUGAUUUUGAUCUGCUGCUGCUGUUGUGGAGGGGGACCAGCUGAGGGCAAGGACAGGGUGGCAGUAGGGGACGGUGGCCCUGCUGUGCGGAUGAAGCACCAUGUUUAUAAUGUCCUGGCCAACGUGAGAUCUGCCAUGCCCUGCCUGACCCUGGGCUCAUCUGGCCUGCCUCGCGUCACAGUGUCUCACCACGACCCGGAGGUCACCUUCAACCACAGCUUCAUCGAGCCCCCGUCCUCAGGCUGGGUGACUGAAAACUCCUCCUUCGACAGCGAUGAGGGGGAGGUGGUGUACUGUGUGCCCCCCAGGGAAGAUAUACCUGCGCAGGCAGGAGGAGAUUUCCAGGAGAUCGGCUCCAAGUGCAACAUGUUCCUGGAGCCGCCGGCCUUCAGCGGGGAGGACGCGUCCCCCUUCGCCAUCCCGCGCACCUCCAGCAUGGCCAAGGCCAAGCGGCCCUCUGUGUCCUUCGCCGAGGGCACCAAGUUCACCGCCAAGGAGCGCCGCGGCUCCCAGGAGGUCCCCGGCGCCACCCGCAAGCCCAAAUCCCCCUGGGGGGCCCUGAUGCUGUCCGCCCUGCAGGGCCGCGGGGCCGACGGGGCCGAUGGGGAGGAGCGGGCGGGGCCCGAGGAGGAGGCGGGGCCGGGGGCGGGGCCUGGCGAGAGGCUGGAUCCUCCCAGCGAAGCGGGGGAGGCGGACCCAGAGAGGUACAGCGCCGCCCCCGCCCGCCCCUCCCUGUCCCUGCCGGGGGGGCGGAGACGCACCCUGUCCAACGCCCGGAGGACCGGCGCGGCCCCGCCUGAGGACGCCACGCCCACGCAAAGCGGCCCCGCCCCGCCCGCUGGCAGCGUGGCCCCGCAGAGCGGCCCUGAGAAGGUGGUGACGGUGUACGUGACCGUGGGGCGGGCGGGGCCGGGGCCCGGGGCGGGGCCGGGGCCCAAGGCGGGGGAGGGGCCGGUGCAGGCCGUGUUGCGGCGGCUGGGAAGUCUGCAGAAGCGUGGGGAGGAGGCGGGGCCGGGGCGUGGCGCGGGCCGGGCCGGGGUCUCCAAACCGCCGCGGAGGAAGCUGGGGGCGCGGGUCAGCGUUUGGGAGCAGGGAGCCGGGCCAGGGGCCGGGGCCGGGGCAGGGGCAGGGGCAGGGGCCGGGGCAGGGGCAGGGGCCGGGGCAGGGGUCGGGCGUGUCGAGGUGCACCUGCGGAAACCAAGCCGACGCAAGCCGCCGGCCCUGUCAGCGCCCGGCUCCCUGGGAGACCCCGCCCCCCGGACCGAGAGCGCCCCGCCCGUGCGGCCGCUGUCCUCCGUCCUGAAAACCGUCCCUGAGAACACGCCCGCUGGGGGCGGAGCCGGGGGGGACGAGGACGCUGCCAUGGCAACGGGUCGCCACGGCAACGCGCAGACGGAGAGCGGCUACCACUCUCUGGGGGCGGGGGGGCAAAUCAUCGCCAACCCGGGGGUGGGGGCUGGCACAGACGAAGGACCUCAGUACGAAAACAUCCUGAUAAAACAGUCGUAA